Exserohilum turcica Et28A is the source of this 688-nucleotide messenger RNA. RefSeq lists its product as uncharacterized. The transcript has 2 exons. NCBI's taxonomy places the organism in Eukaryota, Fungi, Ascomycota, Dothideomycetes, Pleosporales, Pleosporaceae. The record is from RefSeq and is a predicted model, not a curated record. Bases 1 to 612 code for a protein of 203 amino acids.
AUGCGCGGCCGCAACAUCAAACUGCCAAAGAAAUUUGAAUGGUCCUGCUACAGGUUCUGGGCUGCUUCGGCACCGCUCCACUUUGUCUAUCGUGGAUUCCAUUCAAAAUAUUUGCUUGCAACGACAAAGCAGGUUCGCGACCCGUUUUUUACGGCGUCGACACCAACGUCGGUGGUUGAGGCCCUGGAGCGUCUCCUCAGUCCAUACGAGUCCAUGUGCUGGCCUAUGCAAGCUCUGCUUCCCAUUGUCACAGGCCCGGAUGUCAUUCAAUCCAUUAUCGGCUGGAAGCUCCGACAGUCUACUCAAGGCGCAACGCCGAAGCCUAGUAUUGCGCCCAGGCUUCUAGUUGUUGCUGCUGAGCUCGACGUUCUCUGUACACAGCCCGUCUUGCGAAAUGCCGCGAAACGAUAUCGAGCCGCGUUUCUUGCUUCGUUGAGAUUGAACAAGUUGGAUGGUGUAUCCGAACAUGCUGUUCAUCUCGGACAUGAUGACAGCGAGGAAGCGAACGGUGUAAGAUUCGAGAUUGUCAAAGGAGUGGCGCACCAUGUGCAGAACCAUGUCGAGUGGGAAAAGGGUGCCAAGGUAGUGCUUGACUGGGUGCAGGAGCUGUAGUUAGAUGUUUCAGUCAGCGCCUACGGCCCGGCGGUAUAUCGAUCCUAUUCUGCAGUCAAUGUAUUACCUAUCCAGC